UCAGGUAAUUCCUUCAAAGGAUCGACGUAUUAUGUUUUCCCCCCGGAAAAAGACGACUCGCGGAAAGGCUGACAACAAAGAGCGAAAGCGGAAGGGACCCUCUCCUAUGUUCAUUUACAGGCAGAAUGCUUUUUCAAGACGUUCUAUCGAGGCCAAACCAUAUGCAGCAGUAGGGACGUGGUUUGUGGGACCCAAGGCCGAGAAUUCUGACAUAUUUACCAGUCUGAUGAAUGAAGCCAUCGAGUCUCAUUUUCAAUUUCGUCGAGGGUAACUUAACAUAAUUCAUUCCAACAUUUUCCUUUGUAGUCGAGCUUGCUUUAGCAGAGCGAGACUCUAAAAACGAAAGGGUUUUUUUUUUUUUUCGUGUGUCCUCCUCAAAUCGUCGGCCAUUGUCCCAGGCGUUCCUAGGGGAGACCGUUGAAACUGGGGAUAAGAAUCGUGACGACUUUCAUUGUAUGCAAAUGAUCUCGUGAUAAGCAUGCGGUAUAUUUUCGACGAUGACUGAAAUGAAGCACAAAAUUGAUCACGUUUCGACCGUUUGGCAAUGAUGUAAUUUUCCCCGAAUUGAGGCCCUUCAUUUUCCUGUAAUUAUACACGCGCAUUUAAAAGUAAAUACCCUGAAGAAUACUCGACCGUCGAUAUUAUAGCGGGAAAAUCCUGUUUUGUUGGAUUUCCCCAUUUAAUGUAUAUCAGUUCAUAAAAUGGGAGAAACCCGACCUCAACCAGUAAAUUUUUGUGAUUUGAUUUCUUUCUCUCUUCCUGUCUUUCUAUUUUUCCCCAUAAGUUUUUCAUUUUAUACUAUCAGGACGAAUUGAUGCUUAUAAUCUUAAAAAAAUUGUACAAUAUUUGCUAUAACAUGGGUUAGUUUAUUCCCUUAGUGAAAUCGUUGCCGUUUGACUUAACUUGAUGCAAGCGGGCCCUGAAGUAUUGUUUCUCUAACAAUAUUAAAUUGAUACCACAAUACCUGCGGCGUAUCAUUUCAAAACGUGACCAGGGCUGACAUUUGCAUCCCUUUCAAUAGACCAUUUUACAGUUGAGGGCUCAGUAUCCUAGAAAUUGACUGAACCGUGAGGCCGAGGUUGAUCUUGUUUUCAUACAAACCUCUUUACUCUGCUAAUGAAGACUAUGCUUAAAAAAUGGUACUUAGCAUAAGAUCAACAUGAUUUGCAUAACAAAGAGGAAAGGUUUGUACCAAAACAAGAUAAACUCCAGCCUCAUUUUCACCUGUAACUGUAAAAUGGUUCAUUGAAAACGUUCAAGAUAAUGACUUUUAAGUGUAUUUUAUCUUUAGUUUCUACCCUUGUGAUCCGCCUUAUGUGACAGACGAGGUGAGACAAGCUCCUUCUUUCCAGCUAUCCAAGUCAAAAAUGGAAUUUGAACUGAAGAAGAUGCAGAACGAACUGCACAAGUCAGUGCCUUUCUUCAGCACGAGAUAUAAGGUGGGUUGUUGCAUCGGUUUGGGUACUUGGCAGAUGAUUCUAUAUGCAGCUACGAUCGGUCAUAAUUUGAAAAACUACAAGACAAAGAUUCAUCCAUGACCUUUUCUUAAUACUUGACAACUGGUCUUAAAAUUAUUUUGAGAGACACCCCCUCCUACCCAUUUAUUGUUGUAGAGAUGACAAGGAGGCAAUGCAAAAGUGGGUAACACAACAAUAUAAUAAUAAUAAUGAUAAUAAUAAUAAUAAUUUUUUAUUAUUAUUGAUAAUAUAACAAUUCUUUAUUGGUUACUAAUAAAAACACAUAUCUAAUGUUACAAAAUCGAUAAUGAUAAAGCUAUAUAAAAUGGAGAAGAUGGAAGAGAAUAAGACAAAAACUAUAAAUAAUCUAAAAGGAGUUACGUUAAAAAAUUGAGUCUUUUUAUAUAAAUGUAUUCUUAAAAAAAGGGCCGAAUGACUUACUCUUAAUUAACACAGGAGAAUAAUUAACACGAGGUGAAGGAUUAAAAAAAGAUACCAAUCCUAAAUGUGAUAAAUAUUAACAGUAUUAAUACUAAAAUCGCGCUAGUUCCUUAUCGAUUUCAAAGCCUCUACUAAUCCUAAAUGUGAAAAAUAUUAAAAGUUCUAAUCCUAAAAAUCUCGCUAUCUAGUUCCUUAUCAAUUUCAAAGUUGUUAUCUGUAAUAUUCAGCGGAGCUGUAGCUCUUCGCGUGCAACGUGAGCCUCUCAAGCACAACAGCGCAGACCUCAGGAGGGCGAAUGAGACUUUGUCACGAACCCAUGACAUUGUAGUGCUAUAAUCCUCUCCUUUCUUAGUUGGUAAAAGUUCAGCCAGUCUACUGUGAUACCUCGUGCAUUCAUUAGCCAUUCAUCCUAUAGUAGUAAAUACCAGUGGUGUAAAGCAGCCUUGUUCGACUUCUAGCACCCUGCUAGCAUACAUUCUCUUCCUCUAACCCUCAUGAUGGCGGUAGAUUUGCUUUGUGGUGUCAGGCCUUUAUAAGACUCUGCAUUUGGGCAUCAAACCCUAAUGUCAAAAAAGACAGGGCCUUGCCGCUCCUAAAAGAGAGUGAAUGUCGAGCCGAGCAUCGGCUACUACUGUUCGUACAAGGUGUCAGCACUUCUCCGUUUAUCUCCUGGCCCGGGUUGUUCAAACGUUGGAUAGCACUAUCCACCGGAUAAAUCACUAUCCAGCGGAUAAGUAUUACGGGAACCAAUUGCACUAUCCAGUGAAUAGCGCUAUCCACCUUUUGAACAACUGGGCCCUGAAGUACUGGGUCAAUUUGGACGUCAUAGUAUGCCAUCUGAUCAUUAGCAUUUUGGCUUUCAAAUCACGCAGCUCGUUAUGUAUUUGAAUGAUGAAGCCUCCUGGUCUACACACUAUGCGUGGUCUACAUCGAGAACACCUUCACACGCACAAGUAGACGGGGGUGUCGCUUAUUUUCCAUUCAUAUCUCAAAUCAAAGCCGUCUGUGAAUUCCCUCUUAUGUAGAGUAAAGCCCACAUCUUUAACUGGAAUGAAAGUAAGGCAGCUGGACGCCCCCUUUCUCUGCAACAAGGUCGACAGCUCUCUUAGUUUGCUCGGGAAGGGAAUUCUUCACUUCCUCUAGGUUGUCUCUAAGGCGCGCAUGCUUCUCUCUACGGUUACAUUGCUACAGUGUUCUUAUCUGCACGAUCGUCCGGGAGCUCUUGCGUGUGCGCCAUACUGUUCGACUGGUGGUUCAGUUGUCGCAAUUGAAGCUUCGUAUUUCGAGGCUGCAAUAUGACAUGGGUUUGUGAUCCCAAGACCACCUAUCCUUAUAGCCAAUGCUAACAAACCACGCUCAGCAGGCGUGCAGUGCCCUAUGAUAGCAUUUGGGUAAUAUCCCAUGCUAUAAGUCCCAGUUCAUUGAGCACGUUUCACCAUUUCCUCAGCUCUCUCAGAGGACCAGCGCACGUUGCAUCAUCAGCAUACCAAAAUUGUUUUGUAAGGCGUGACGAAUUUAAGCGUGUAAUUAACGGUUGGAGGCCAAUAGCGAGGAGACUCAUUGCCAAGGGGUCACCUUGUGUAGCGCCCUCUGCAGAUGUCAGCUCUUUUCAACCCAUCACGAACAAGCUCGUAGGUUCUCCGUAGGUGUUUAUAUUGAGGGGCACAGAAUCCUGGUAUUAUGUAAGGCAGCAGCCCUAGUGUUCAAUGAAUUAAACAUAUUUGAAGCAUUAACUAAUAGCACAGAAUUCGUAUCGUCAGCUUCAAAUGUAUUGUGCAUGGCGUGAAUGGCUACCCCGCCCCCAACAGUCGGGCCUGCGCACACUUGAGCGGCAGGCAUCAAUGAUAUGUUGCUUUGUCACUUUCUUCGCGCACUUUGCGAUUAUUCUCCUGAUCACUUCUCCAAAACCAAUCGGCCGAACUUCGCCAUUUCUUUUGUCUAGUGGGAUAAGACGGUUUGCCAAAUUGGCUUGAUUGUGAAUGGUUCAAUAAAUUCAGUACAAGUCUCUUUGCUGGCACCGCUAUAGCAUCCCAAAGACCUGUGCUGGCUUUUUUGAACGACUUGCAGACGAGCAUCCUUCUGAAACCAUUAGCAUCUACCCCAGUUGUGCCGCAGGAACAGUUAGUUCUUAAUGCCGCUUCCCUCACCAUUUCUCCAUUUAUUUCGUGGUAUAGGAUAUGUGGGACUGAUCCUCAAGAAGACAAAAGAGCAAAGCUCCUAGCUAGGCUUCCUGUACACUAGGGUGUUUAUCCGUAAGUUGUCUCAUUAUGUCAUCGCUCGAUGGUAGAACACCCCCGCAGUCUUCUUCGCUCAAGUAACGCAGAGCUGAACUGAUCCUCCCUUCUAUGACCAGCUUUGUGAAAAUCUCUGCCCGAUUCGGUAGUUUAGGUGUUCGAGACCCUGUCAAACGCGUCUGUAUCAUACUCAGUAGAGUGUCUAUUUCUCCCUCUUUCCAUAAUAUUAGUCUCCUUGACAAACAGUCUAGAUGAUCAUAUAAUGCUUUUGCGAUAAUAAUACAGUAAUAAUGAUAAUACCAAGAAAAUAACGACAAACACACUCUCACGCGGCACAUUCGCUUGAAAUUCUUGCAUUAUAUUAUUGCGCGCAACCUACAGAUCAGUUAGUUCUCUGCUAACAGAGAACUAAUUAAUCUGUAGGUUGAGCUGACUUUUAAAAUUAACUGUAAGCUCUUAGCCAGUGAGGAGAUAGAUGGUGCGAACAAUAUAUAAUAAUUAUAAAAAUUAUUGAUGUUUAACGAAUUGUCAUUUCAGGGUCAUGUGAAUUGGGACACAGCAGUCCCAGCUAAUAUUGGGUAUAUCGCUUCCAUUCUGUGGAACCAAAACAACUGUGCUGCCGAGGGAGGUCCAAUGACAACAGCGUACGAGAUUGAGGCUGGAAGUGACCUGUGUGAGAUGAUAGGAUUGGAUAGGGAUCAGAGCAUGGGGCACUUAGUAGCUGGAGGCUCAAUUGCAAACAUAGAAGCCAUCUGGGUAGCAAGAAAUCUGAAAUAUUAUCCUCUCGGGCUUCAAGAGGCUUUGCUUAAAGAUGAAAAGUUACGGGGAGCCCGUGAAUACGAGGUGAGUUAUUUCGUGCCAGUUAUUUGGAUGCGAAAGAUUAGAAGCAACUCAGGGCGCCAGAUUUUGUAUUUUCUUUUACAUGGUUAAAGUUCUUAAUCAUAUGACAAAACCCUGUUUUUUUUUUUUAAUUCAUGUUAUAACUGGAUUAGUGCUCGAUCAGCUUCAAAUAAGCCCCUCAUAUUUCGAAUAAGGUAAAAAUUAAAAAUUAUAAGCGCACGCCUUAAAAUAAUCAGCCUCACCCCAUCCCCCUGUAUUGAAUGCGUAUAUCACCGAUGAAUAUAGCUUCGCAAAUUUCAUCGUCUAGGAGAAAGAACCAUUUGGCACAUCAAACUGACUGAAACAAAGGGUUUUUUUUUAUUGUGGAGUUUCUACUAAAAGUACAAGUUUCAAUAUACCCGUGUCUUUUUAUAUCUGCUUGCCUGUUAUCAGCAUUCUUGUUCUAACUAGCUUAUCAGAGAUCACAUCAUUUAAUUAUUUUCGACGUGGAAACUCAUACCUCAUGAUACCCCUCAGCUAUAGAUAGUUUUUGAGCGGGCAGGGGUGAAUGCAGCCCUGACCCUUUCCCUCACCCUAGGGAACACAUACUGCGUUAAAAUAUUUUUUAAAAAAUUCAUUCUUUAGAUAUAUUUGCUGCAUGUACGAGGGUUAUAUUCAGUUAAAACCUUACUUUCAAUUAAUAUUUAUAGAUUUACCUGCCUCAAAAGGGCUGCAAUAUUCCUCUUGUAAAUGCCACACAAUGGGAGCUACUCAAUCUGGAUACGGACACUAUUAUCAAGAUGCCGUUUGACGUAGCAGAAAAAGCAGGGCUGAGCCAAGAGGAGUUUAGAAAAAUCAUGGGAAAAUAUCUUUACGAGUGCAUUGGUACCCAAGAAUUUUGCCGCAGACACAUGCUGACCAACAGUCCUUGCAUAGUGGUGGGAAGCACCUAUCAUGUGUCCUUUCUGAAAGGAGUAACCAUUGCAGGUCUUGGAAAGGAAAAUCUGGUUACAGUGCCAGUAGACAAAAAUGCUCGACUGGACGCUAACGGUACGUUGAAAAUGGGUAUUAGCUUUAGCAUCUCAUAGGGCUUUUUUACAUGACGUCAUUGUGGCCAUGUUGCUUUAAAGAAUUUCCAAAACAAUGAAACGGCGCGGCCAUGUUGGUGUCUAAAAAAAUAUCCUGUGGGAGUUAAAAUCUUCUCUUAUGUAAGCUGGUUUUCUUUCAUUCCAUAAAUUUGCAUAGAUGCUAGCCAAUGAGUGAAAACGCUCUAUAUAGGUGCGAGCAUCCGUUUAGGGAAAAGAAAGAAAUAACAAUUUGCUCGUUAUCCUUCUGGAGGAAAAAAACAAAGGAAGAAAGAAAGAAAGAAGGAAAGAGGAAUAAAUAUGUUAUUACAUUACCAGGACUGCUGAUAUUCAUUUGACCAAGCCUAAAAGCGGACCUUCUCUUGAUUCUCCAAUUUUUAUAUGGAAGGUGGCAAGGAAGUGGUGGCACAAAACAAGCAACAGUAAACAUGAAAAGCACUAUCAAGUAUAAUUCACUAAUUAGCUUAUAAAAGCGUUUUCCAAUGGAUAGAGAUAUUACAUUCAGCCGAUUAUAGCGACUCAUCCACCUUUUGAAAUGGCCAAAUGUAUUAGGGAUGGGAAUGUAGAAUUUAGGUGUGCAUAUUUUGUCAAUCACUGUCAUAAGCUAAUGCCGCCGCUUUUCCACUAAUUUCUGUCUACGAUAACACCUCUCUUCAUUCUCUCCUUCACCAGUAUUGGAACUGACAUUAAAAGAGAAAAUGAAGAAUCAGAUUCCCGUGAUCAGCGUGAUAAGUAUCAUGGGAACAACAGAAGAGAGUGCUGUUGAUCCUUUGGAUGAAAUUCUUUCUAUCAGGGAAAAACUGAGCAAGGAGGUUAGUUUAUCAUUUUAUCUUAUUUUGUUCUAAUUUUCCUCUCUAUAAACAUAUCUUGGGCGGAUGUGAAUCGCCCGUCGAGGUAUGCAGCCUGCGAGGAGCCUCUCAAUUUGGGUCGUUUUUUCUUGCUGGGCUGUGUUACACAUUUAGACUGAUUUGCAUAGAGUCAAUUAAGGGACAGGCUAAGGAGAAUGGAAAAGCUAAGGUAAAGUUAAUAAUUCCCUAAACACGCCCAUUUUUGUAUGGCCGCUAAGUCAGAAGCAGAAGUCUUGCUUUUUUAAGAUCACAAGGAGAAUCCCAUAACUUUUUAACAUUACACUUUGAUAUUCUGUCGGCGGCCUACGAUGAAAUGGGAAAAACUACAUCCGCGAUGAACGAUCUUUCACCAUCUCCAAAAGAGGAUAGCUUUAUCCUCCCCUACCAUCAUUGAGUCAUAUUCGUAUCUACCGCCUAUACUUCAUCACUUUUUCAAUAUUUAAAGGAUUGCUCGACUGUGUGCAUUACUAUACUAUGCAGUUUUCAAUCUUUGUUUCAUUUCAUUGCAGGGAUUAAAUUUCAGUAUCCACGCAGACGCUGCCUGGGGUGCGUACUUUGCAUGCAUGCUGAGAGAGCCGACAGAUGAUACAGCUAUGAAAAAUGUCAAAGAGGAAGCAUUUGUUCCUGAACUCUCCCUUAAUUCGCACGUUAAAAAGCAGUUGCAAGUACGUAUCCCUCGACAACAACAAUAUUUUCUUCUCCACAGAAACAUAAUUCAACAAGCGGUCAAAUCUUUGAAUUUUUCUGGAGGUUCACGGAAUUUUAAGGAAAAAUUCAUAGAAUGUUUAGAAAUUUGGAGGAAUGUAUAAAGCUUUUGGUGAAAUAAUUGCAAGGUCUUUUGUCUAAGUCACAAAAUGGUUUAAACUGUCUGCAACAUUUGUCGAUUUAGCGGUUUAAGCAAAGUUUUUCAAUAUUCUCACGUUUGCCACUGCCGUGCUGAAUUCGAAUUUAAGUAAAUCAUUUUAGCUCAGCUGGACAGUAGAACGACGUCUGAAACAGGCCUUAAAUCCCCGUUAGCUCCAUGGUCUUAGCUAUCAACUUAGAAGCCAAAUUUUGAUAAUUUUGAGAUUCAAAAAAGAAAUUGACUUAUCUUCGUUAACGGAGGCCUAUAUAAUCAUCUUCAACAACAACAAAACUUUAAAUCAAUAAACAAAUAAAAUUACAAAAGUAUUGCCCGCAGCUAGCAAGGCUUAAUUCAAGGCGGCACAAUACGUGCAAAAUAUAAGAAAUAAAGACUAACUAAAGGCUAUUAACUAAGGAAAGUUUACAGUUAGUUACAAAUAGAUGAAAUAAAACUCGUAAUAUGGAUGAGGACUAGAUAACAGACUAAAGGAAAAAGAAUUAAAGAAAUAAAUUGUAAAAGUAGAAACUAAUAAGCAAGAAUUUAUUUUUCGACAUUUUUGGCUAAUUUUACCUUUUGGAUUAAGGUUGGCGUAUCAAUAUACUCAUCUUCGGAGUUCAGAAUAUCAAAAAGUAACUUGCGGAGUGUUUUUUUCUUGUUCUUGGGGAGAUGUCGGAUGUUACAGGGUAAUCAGUAACUAGAAUGGUGUCCAUACCGAUCCUGGCUAAUAAUUCUACCUUAUCUUUAGAUUUUAAUGUAAGCCAAAAUACCCUAAUGGAACUUCCACCACAAGAAUAUGAUUCAAAGUUAAGCAAAUACUAUGACUUGGCUUUAGAAAGCAAAGUCAUAAAAGAGAUUGUUUAAACUGCAGUGGUUGCAGUGGUAUUUUUCAUUGGUAUUAACACCUAUAUUUACUGUAGUGAAUUUAUUUACACAGUUUUAGAUGUAUAAUACAAAGGACUUUGCAGUCUGGUGUUGCUUUUGUCUUGUCCGGAGGCGGAUAACACCAAAGGCUACAGGGAUCGAUCAGCUCUUCACUGUAAAAUUAGCUGUUUCGCCAAUUGCAGGCCUGACUCUCUUUCUGUGAUGUCAUUUGGAUAAUGACUUUUCCAUCACUGGGCGAUUGACCAGCAUAAAUGAGCCCGUUAUGAAAAGUUAGCUUGGGAGCAACAAACCUAUCAAAAUGCAAUUUGAUAUAAAUAAUUAAUAGCAUACAUUCAAGUUUUGUGAUCACUACGUUUCUAUAUUAAUUUUGUUGAAGGCUCUUAAGCACUGCGAUACCAUCACCUGCGACCCACACAAGUCUGGAUUCUGCCCGUACCCAGCUGGGGCUAUAUGCUAUCGUGACAAGAAUCUUAACAAUUUCCUCAACUUGUCAAGCGGCGUGCUGUACUAUCACGGCGACUCUAACCUUGGCGAUGUCGGUGUCGAAGGUUCAAAACCUGGCGCAGCUGCUUCCGGGGUGUUGCUAGCCAACAAGGUACGCAAUAUCUUUUGAACAGGCUGCAUGCACGAUAUUGCGUCAUUUUCAAUAACCAACAAAAGAUUGGUUCGUCCUUCUGAAUAUAGUGAUGCUUUACACCGUACAGAGAAAUCAUUGGGGUAUUAAAAAGCACUAUCUUGAUGUAUUGUUGCAACAAAACCCCAAUAUAACCAAUCUAAGGAAUCCUAGUCAAGUAAUAAAGCAUAAAGGCAGCGAAAGUAAGUGUGAAAAUCGUGGGGUUGAAAUUAAGUUACUAUCUGUUGAAGGUAUUAAAGACUGACAUUAUAAAUGCCUGCAAAUAUCACUACAAAUCAUGCUAUCACCUAUACUAACAUCAGGGAUGUAUUUUUUAGGUCAUAGGUCUUCACAAGAAUGGCUAUGGUCGCGUUUUAGCCGAAUGUAUGUUUACCUCAAAGAUUCUUUACUGCUACUGGGUAUGCCUGGCCGAAGACGAUGACGACUUUGUUAUUGAAACGACCAAGCCCUUACCCUUCGGGGUAACCAAGGCCUUUAUAAGGGAUAACAUUCUUGGUAAAAGCAACGAGGAGCUGGCGAAGGUACUUUAUGAACAGUGUAUAGUAACUGACACUCUGUGAUUGGACAUAACGUCGCGAUAAAGAGCUAUGGCUAUUUGGAGAGCACUUAUGUUUGAUUGAAGUAACCACCAAACACGUGAUUUAAAACGCAGAUCUGUAUUCGUUUCUCUCUCUUUUAGGAUGAAACCCUGAUGACAUUCCUUCAAGAAAUUGGCCCCGACACUCUAAUUCCCUGCUUUUCAGUAAAUAUCCGUGGUAAUAAGGAUGUCCGUAUUACCAAUAAAAUAAUCCAGGCAAUUUUCAACGAUCUUUGUCACAUGUCUACUGGAGAAUCAGAGCAGCGGAUGCCUUUGAUUGUGACGACAUCCACCAUGCAGGACCACAGGCACAGUUCCACUUUAGAGGACUUCAAGGAAAGACUCGGGGUAAGGAGAAAAAAAAGGCAUGAGUAG
Molecule: messenger RNA, 10196 nt
Organism: Porites evermanni
Lineage: Eukaryota; Metazoa; Cnidaria; Anthozoa; Scleractinia; Poritidae
Source: the annotation of a GenBank genome assembly